This is a messenger RNA of Dentiscutata heterogama, 852 nucleotides long. The record is from the annotation of a GenBank genome assembly. NCBI's taxonomy places the organism in Eukaryota, Fungi, Glomeromycota, Glomeromycetes, Diversisporales, Gigasporaceae.
AUGGCCACGUACAAUCUAAGAAGCCCAGCCGUGAAACGCCUCUUGCAAGAAGCUCGAGAACUACAGCAAGAUAAUUGCUGCGACUAUACCGCCCAACCUCUUGAGGAUAAUCUUUUUGAAUGGCAUUUUGUGAUCCGUGGGCCCGAUGGUACUGAAUUUGAAGGUGGAAGGUACCAUGGGCGCAUUCUUUUACCCUCAGAAUACCCCUUUAAACCGCCUAAUUUAAUGCUUUUGACUCCAAACGGACGAUUUGAAUUAAAUAAAAAAAUUUGUUUAAGUAUCACCGGAUAUCACCCAGAAUAUUGGUUACCGGCGUGGGGAACCAAUGGUGCGAUUGGUGGAAUUGAUUAUACCGAGGCCGAAAGGAGGUUGCUGGCACGAAAAUCGCAUAAUUGGAAAUGUUCUAUAUGUGGCAUAUCCAAUAUCGAUAAACUGCCAGACGAUAAGAGUAACCCAAACCAGUCUUUAUCUUCCAAUUCCGGGGACAGCUUAGAUAGCAAAGCAUCUAAAGACAAUGAAAUCAUGCCACAAUUUUCUUUUGUAUAUGAUGAUGAACGACGUGUGAAUGACAAAGUUAACAAUGAUCAUACUUCAAAAGGCAACAACUCUGCCUCGUCGUCAACUUCCUUUAUUCCGUCACAAAGCACAGAUUCUGAAAGCACAACGAAUCAGCUUGAUACCAAGUCUAACGAAUCAUCUAGGCCCGAAGCCCAUCCCAUAGUGCAACAAUCAAUUGUUGCGCAAUCACCAUUCAGAUCAGUGAUCAUUAUCGAUGCAUUCAUCGCAGUCUUCGUUGCCAUGAUUAUUACUUUAUUGAUCAAGAAAUUUAUUUUACCUAGCUUGAAGAUUUAG